AUGCAAUCUUUGUCUGCAUGCAUUUUGGCGGCUCUUGUAUUGCUUACUGUAGGUCUGCCAGUUUUCGAGGACAAUGAAGUAAGGAUUCUUGUUUUGCGGAUUAAAAUUUGAAUUUGAGAAUUUCCGAAAAAAAUUGGAUUAGAUUGGAUUAAAAUUAUAUAGAAGCCCUGGAAAAUUUCAACAAUUUUUUUUCUAAAAAUAUUUUUCUAGACUAAAUUUUACAUCACUGGAGCUAAAAGAUCUAGAAAGCCUAGAGGGCCCAGAAAAUCAAAUUUUUUUACAGAACACAUUCUACGUUCCUUUAACUGGGCUCGAAAGAAGGAUGGUCAGAAGAUCUGUGGUAAGAACAAUUCUCUGAGAUCUGAAAUCUUAAAAAAUCUGAAAUUUUCAGCUUGAUGAGAUGAACAAACGCGCCUUUAACCAACACCAACAAUUGGCGAUUCCACGUGGUGGAGCAAUGGUGUCAGGACGUGGAUGGAUGCCUGGAUUUGUUGACACACCAAGAUUCUUGUACAAAAGGGUGAGCUUUGAGGCUUCAGCGCUGAAUCUUAAAAGAAUUCCGAAAAUUAUCAAAUAAUCUUUUUUGCAGUCCUUGUAA
Messenger RNA from Caenorhabditis angaria, 598 nucleotides. NCBI's taxonomy places the organism in Eukaryota, Metazoa, Nematoda, Chromadorea, Rhabditida, Rhabditidae. The record is from the annotation of a GenBank genome assembly.